UAACCGAUGGACAUCAUAAGUCAGCUAGUCUUCAAAGUAGAAGCAACUUGAAAACUUAAAAAACAUCAAUCAAAAUGUUCAAAUACGUCAUCGUUGUCCUCGCCACCAUUGCUUGCGCCGCAGCUAAACCCGGUCUCUUGCACGCUCCACUCGCGGCCGCACCGCUCGCCGUUGCCGCACCUGCACCCAUCAUCACCGCCACUAGCAGUCAAGUUGUUGCGAGAACCCACAAUGGCAUCGCCGCUGCGCCUAUUGUUGCCGCUGGCCCCGUGGCUGCUCCUCUCGCUGCUGCACUGCCCGCCAGAGUAAUCGCUCCCGCUCCACUCGCCGCACCGAUUUCGCCCUUCGUCCGUUACGCUGCUGCUCCAUUUGCUGCUCCAAUCGCACCAGUAGCUCGUUACGCCGGUGCUCCAAUCGCGCCGGUAGCUCGUUACGCCGCUGCUCCUCUCGCCGCAGCGCCCAUCGCCCGCUAUGCCGCCACUCCUUUCGCUUACUCCGCCCCACUGGCUGCUCCUCUGACUUAUGCUCCCUCAUAUGCGGCGCCUUUGAACUACGCCGCCGCUCCAGCGCUUUGGUAAUAAGGCACACGUUGACUGAUUUGGAUCAAAAAUUAAGUUAAGAUUGCAUAAAAAA
Molecule: messenger RNA, 633 nt
Organism: Ceratitis capitata (Mediterranean fruit fly)
Lineage: Eukaryota; Metazoa; Arthropoda; Insecta; Diptera; Tephritidae
Product: cuticle protein 16.5
Exons: 2
Coding region: 75-578 (167 amino acids)
Source: RefSeq, a predicted model, not a curated record